Ustilaginoidea virens is the source of this 2313-nucleotide messenger RNA. RefSeq lists its product as uncharacterized. Gene Ontology annotation, molecular function: ubiquitin protein ligase binding. The transcript has 5 exons. Gene Ontology annotation, biological process: SCF-dependent proteasomal ubiquitin-dependent protein catabolic process; protein ubiquitination. Lineage: Eukaryota; Fungi; Ascomycota; Sordariomycetes; Hypocreales; Clavicipitaceae. Gene Ontology annotation, cellular component: SCF ubiquitin ligase complex. The coding region runs from base 1 to 2313 and encodes 770 amino acids. The record is from RefSeq and is a predicted model, not a curated record.
AUGGCUGCACGGCUGGCCAGCCCUAAACAGAUGCCUCCGGUGCCCAACCGAGAGGACAUCGGAGCAACAUGGACCUAUCUUCAAGCAGGCAUAACCAGGAUCAUGAAUGAUCUAGAACAAGGCAUCGACAUGCAGAUGUACAUGGGCGUCUACACUGCCGUGCAUAAUUUCUGCACGUCGCAAAAAGCAGUCGGGCUUUCGGGUCCUGCCAUGCACUCCAGCCAUCGCGGCGCCCAUCUCCUGGGUGAAGAACUCUACAAUAACCUCAUCGAUUAUCUACAAAAGCAUCUCGGAAACCUGGUCGAAGAGUCAAAGUUGCAUGCUGACGAAGCGCUGCUUGCGUAUUAUAUCAAAGAAUGGAAUCGAUACACCAACGCGGCCAAAUAUAUCCACCACCUAUUCCGUUACUUGAACCGCCAUUGGGUCAAGAGGGAGACGGACGAGGGGAAAAAGAAUGUCUACGACGUCUACACGCUUCAUCUGGUCCAGUGGCGCAAAGUCCUUUUCGAACAGGUCUCAGGCAAGGUUAUGGAGGCAGUGUUGAAACUGGUGGAGAGGCAGAGAGGUGGCGAGACCAUCGAGCAUGGCCAGAUCAAGCAAGUUGUCGACUCGUUUGUAUCACUCGGCUUGGACGAGGCCGACCCGUCGCGGUCGACGCUGGAUGUUUACCGCUACCAUUUCGAGCGCCCCUUCUUGGCGGCUACCACGGAAUUCUAUCAGGCCGAAUCCAAACAGUUCGUGUCCGAGAACAGCGUCAUCGAAUACAUGAAGAAGGCAGAGGCCCGGCUGUCCGAGGAGGAGGAACGAGUCAGCAUGUAUCUUCACCAGGACAUAGCGGUUCCCCUGAAAAAGGCAUGCAACAUGGCCUUGAUCGCCGACCACUCCACCCUCUUGCGGGAAGAGUUCCAGGUCCUGUUGGACAACGAUCGCGAGGAAGACAUGGCGAGGAUGUACAGGCUUCUGUCUCGCAUUCCAGAUGGCCUAGAGCCCCUGAGGACGAGAUUCGAGACUCAUGUGCGCAAGGCUGGCCUGGCCGCCGUUCAAAAGGUUCAAUCAUCAGAGGGAGACAAACUGGAGCCAAAGGUUUACGUGGACGCCCUCCUCGAGGUGCACUCGCAGUACCAGCUAUUAGUCAAGCAAGCCUUCAACGACGAGCCAGAAUUCUCCCGGUCGCUGGACAACGCAUGCAGAGAAUUCGUGAACCGCAACGAGGUGUGCAAGUCGAGCUCCAACAAGUCGCCCGAGCUGCUGGCAAAGUACACCGACGUGCUGCUGCGAAAGAGCAGCACCAGCAUAGAAGAAGCCGACCUGGAACGGACAUUGAUCCAGAUCAUGACCGUCUUCAAGUACAUCGAGGACAAGGACGUGUUUCAAAAGUUUUACUCGCGCAUGCUUGCCCGGCGCCUUGUCCACAGCAACUCGUCGUCGGACGAUGCCGAGACCAGCAUGAUCAGCAAGCUCAAGGAAGCUUGCGGGUUCGAAUACACCAACAAACUGCAGCGCAUGUUCCAAGACAUGCAAAUAUCCAAGGACUUGAACAAGGAGUUUCGGGACCACCUGGAGAGCAGGGAGUCCUCCAAAACGGUCGACUCGACCUUUUCGAUUCUCGGCACAAGUUUCUGGCCACUCACGCCGCCAAGCACAAACUUUCACCCGCCGACGGAGAUUGCGGCGGAGAUCGAUCGGUUCGCGCUCUUCUACAAGCACAAGCACGACGGCCGCAAAUUGACGUGGCUGUGGCAUCUGUGCAAGGGCGAGAUCAGGACAGGGUACUGCAAGAGCAGCAAAACUCCCUUCACGUUCCAAGUAUCCAUCUAUCAGAUGGCCAUCCUGCUCCUCUUCAACGAAAGGGACGCGUACACGUACGAGGACAUGAUCAGCGCAACCCAGCUCAGCAACGAAGUUCUGGACCAGGCCCUAGCCGUCAUCCUCAAGGCCAAGGUGCUGCUGAUGUCGGGCGGCCCGGGGGAGAAACCGGGCGCCGGGAAAACCCUGAACCUCAACUACGACUUCAAGAGCAAGAAGAUUCGAGUUAACCUGAACCUAGGGGGUGUCAAGGAGGCCAAGCAGGAGGAGGUGGAAACCAACAAGACCAUUGAGGAGGAUCGCAAACUGGUUCUUCAGUCUGCGAUUGUUCGCAUCAUGAAGGCGCGGAAAAAGAUGAAGCAUACACAGCUGGUCAGCGAAACCAUCAACCAGAUUCGCUCCAGGUUCGUUCCCAAGGUGGGCGAUAUCAAGAAGUGCAUCGAGAUUCUCCUGGAUAAAGAGUAUCUCGAGCGUCUAGAUGACGAUGAGCUGGGUUAUCUCGCAUAA